Molecule: messenger RNA, 1785 nt
Organism: Zootermopsis nevadensis
Lineage: Eukaryota; Metazoa; Arthropoda; Insecta; Blattodea; Termopsidae
Source: RefSeq, a predicted model, not a curated record
GCGGAAUAGUUCAUCAACAAUUUCCUUACCAGCAACACCAUGGUAUGACUGAAAAUGCAGGAACCGUGUACCAGCCACAGGAAUGUGGAAGUUCACCUAUACAUGCACCAGCUGAAGGUCAGAAUAAUACAACUAUGUUGGCUCAAAAUACGAAAUAUUCCACAAAUUUACCAUCGAUGUCAUAUUCAGUUGUCGGUUUGAAUCAAAAGAAACCAAGUUCCAGUCCAAACUCCCUGCAAAACUGUCUGAAUAUGACUGAUGAACGUUUUCACAACAGGUACAUUUCAAAUUCGUCAACAUCAUCGAUGUAUCAAAACCAUUACCUACAAACAAACCACGGAAUUAGAAGCCCACCGCCGGAAACUCGAAAUACACAGAUUACAAGAAGUCCUUCUCCCAGAAUACCAGAGCAUGAUGGGUCUUUUUCGUCGAUACAUCCACAACCAGUCAUCGAUGUGAAGAAAGAGUCUACUUCACCAAUUCUGGGAAUGCUUUUAAAUAGGACAAAUGCUCCUAAAGUAAGUCCAAGUGUCAGUCAUUCUGCAGGUUACCAAGAAUUUUACAGUCCCUCGCCCUCAGGUACUACAGUACGCGAAUUUACGAGUAAAGACAGGAGUGCAGAAGAACGUGACGUAUCAUUACAUCAUCAAUAUGUUGAUGAUGCGGGAACAUCUACCUCAGCAAAGACAAGUGAAGGUGAAGAAGUCGCCUCUCGUCAAGGCUUCGGGAAUAUUUCUCCACCUCAGAGUCAGAUGGAAUUUCCGCAUGGCCGUUUUGAAGACAGGAAAUUACCCCUGGAUUGUAUGCAGCCGGUAAUACCAUACGGUGUUGACGGUGGCGGACGUGCUAAAGUGACGUCACACAUACAACAAAAUAACUUUUAUCCGUGGAUGAAAUCGUACUCAGGUGAUGUAAACCAAGGGCCAAAGCGUACGCGGCAGACAUACACGAGGUACCAGACAUUGGAGUUGGAGAAGGAAUUCCACUUCAACCGCUACCUGACCAGAAGACGAAGAAUUGAGAUCGCCCACGCCCUGUGUCUCACGGAGCGGCAGAUCAAGAUUUGGUUCCAGAACAGACGCAUGAAAGCAAAGAAAGAAACUAAAUCACCAUUGAUAACAACCAUUUCAUCAGACACUUGUAAUCCUAUAGAAGACAACUUUAAACAACCACAAGACAAGUCCCUACAAGUUGUCAGCACAACUACGACAACACUUCUCCUGGCGAAACAGCUUGAGCACCAACAGAUCUUACUGAAACCGACGAGUCACCCAUCACAUCAAAAUGUAGUAACAACGUGAAAUCGAUUACUAAAUCGAUUUGAUAUUGCAAAUCUUCAAUAAAGAUGCCAAAUAUUUCGGAAUACAGGAAGUCGCUCAGCCAGUAAACUGUUGGCGUUCAGAAUGUCAUCUCCUGUUUUGUUCGGAACUCGAAAGUUGACUUACCAUAAAGACAGUACUCAGAAACUGGUUGGUUUCAAGAGUCAGCACACGGCAGUUUAUUUAGCCCACAUCCAGUGGUAAAAAUCAGUGUCACCCCAUUUAUAUUACAAAUGACAGAAAGCAGAAAUACACGAAACUGAAAAUUGUGUUUCCAUGUGUAUAAUUUAUUCAGACCUGUACACUUGAAUAACUGCGAUUUACUGCUUUUUUUAAACUGGUGUUUCUUGACUAGAAACAAGAGUAAUUAGGAGAAGAGGAGGGGGCGACUUCAGUCACGCGGUAGCAAGGAAUGUCACGUGUUGAAAAUUAAAUUUGUCAGCGUUUUUCCCGCACCAUCCAGCUU